UAACUCUAAUAUUGUAUCUGUAAAAAUAGUAAUGACAACACUGAACUUAUCUUGUGUGUAUUUUGAAAUAAUAUAACGUAUCAUAUAUUGCAUCAGGAAAAAUGUUUCAUUCAGCACCAGAAAAAACGAAGGUUGUGACAGCUGUUGUUAUUGGAGCAGGAUGCAGGGGAAGUGGAUAUGCCAGUUAUGCCUUAUGUGAUAGGCAUCCGUUCAAGGUGAUAGGUGUGGCAGAACCUAGGGAUGACUUUCGAAAUAAAUUUGUUGACAAAUACAAGAUUCCAAAAGAAAAUAUAUUCAAAGACUGGAAAGAUGCAGCACAAAAAGAGAAGUUUGCUGACUGUGUAAUAAUAUGUACUCAGGAUAAACUUCAUAAGGACCCAGCAGUAGCAUUUGCCAAACUGAAGUACCAUAUUUUGUUGGAAAAACCAAUGGCACCAACAGAAGACGAAUGCAUGGAAAUAGUCAAAACAUGUAAAAGUGAAGGUGUACUGUUACAAGUUUGUCAUGUACUUAGAUACAGUCCAUGGGCCAUGAAGAUUAAAGAAAUAAUAGACAGUGGUAGGAUAGGGGAUGUUGUUAAUAUACAGCAUUUAGAACCUGUAGGACAUUGGCAUUUUGCACAUUCCUAUGUAAGAGGAAAUUGGCAUAAAGAAUUGGACAGUUCUAGUUCUUUACUGGCUAAAUGUUGCCAUGACCUUGAUCUUAUUAAUUAUUGGAUGGGACCUAAAAACAGAUGUGAAAAGAUUUCAUCUUUUGGCAAGUUAAGCCAUUUUUCAAAAGACAACAAGCCAAAGGGAGCUGCAUCCAGGUGUUUAGAUUGUCCAUCAUCUAUAGAGCGUGUUUGUCCAUAUUCUGCUAAAAAAGUUUACCUUGAAAAGUUAGCUAAUGGACACAAAGGUUGGCCUUUGUCCAUUUUGCAUUCCUCUCCAGACAUAGAAAAUAUAACUGAACUAUUGAAGACUGGGCCUUAUGGGAAAUGUGUUUAUGACUGUGAUAAUGAUGUUAUGUCCAACCAGGUUGUCAACAUGCAAUUUAAAAAUGGAGCUACAGCAAAUAUGACAAUGAUUGCAUUUACAGAAGCUAUUUGUGAUAGAAAAGUUACAGUGUUUGGAACUAAGGGAGAAUUACAAUGCCAUGGAGCAGGGCGCUCACUUGUUUUAUAUGAUUUUACAAGGGGAGAUCAUGAUAGAAUUGAUACAACAGCAAAAAUGAUGAAGGGUUUAUCAGGACAUGGUGGUGCUGAUUUCUACUGUAUGGACAGUUUUGUUGAAGCUGUUGUUCAAAAUGAUCUAGAAAAAAUCCGGACCGGACCAGAUGAGACAUUAUACAGCCAUAUGUUGGUGUUUGCUGCUGAAAAAGCUAGAAAAGAAAACAAAGUAGUAUCCAUGGCACCGGAUGGAACAUUUACUUGAUGUUCACUAUGUUUUAACUUUUUAUUUUGAGAUACACAUCAGAUAUACCAUAUUAAAUCAUUUACAGCAAAUUUCAUUAUCAACGGGGUAUGAACUUUAUUGAGUUUAACUCUUAUGUUAUUUUUAAAGAAGUGUUUGUACAUGUAUACUAUUCAAUUUUGGUUUAAUGUGGAUAAUUUUGUAAAUCAAUAAUAAGUUUUAUAUAUAAAUGAUAUGACAAAAUUUUAACAAAUAGAAUCACUGAAACAUUUAAUUUACUUUAUAACUACUAAUUUUGAAAAAAAAAAUGCACUAUAAUUACAAGUUUAUCAUGAAUGAUUGACAAGGUAUAGAAGUUGUUGAAAUAAUAUUGUCCAAUUUGGUGGAUUUUCCUGCAAGUCAACUAAAAUAUUUACUGUAUAUUUAUAAAUUUAACAAUCUGAGAAUGGAAAAACUCACGCUUGAUCAUGAGAAUUCUUUCUUUAUUAGAUCCUAAAUAAGAGGUGUGUAGGUUUUUAAAAGUUUUUCCACAUAUGUGUCACUUUAGAUUGAUCAAUAGAGGUUAGGUAUAAUUCGCUGUUUCAGAAUCUAAUGCAUUCUGGGUAAUAAUUUCUGAAGCGUACACCAAAACGUUGUGAUUGGUUUAAAACUUACUAAACAAUGAAAAUUCAACCAAUGACGUAACGCUACUUUCAUUUUGGUUUACAAACAAUGAGAUUACCCAUAGUCCUUUCAGUUUUAAAGAGGGGAAUUGAUAUCGACAGAAUAGUUUUGUUUCAGGGAUUUUAAAUUCAUUGUUCUGCAAUACAAGGUUACAGUUAUAUUAUUUUCAACUUUUAUUAUUCCAUGUUAAAAUAUUUGUUCAAAAACUUUUCUUUUUCUUUCAAAUGUUAUUAUGUAUGUCUUAAAUUGUUGAGGGAAUGAUUGAUAAAAAUAUGAACACUGGCUCAGUAGCCAUUUGGUACAGACUUGCUAUAUUAGGUCUGUUUCAGGCCAUCAAGAAGCCUUAGAAAAUUUCAUAUCUAAUGCAAAGUGUAAAAUUUGUAUAUUGGUAAGUCUUUUUUUAAGUUUAUGUAGUGAUAUUAUUACUUUUUAUGUUUGGGAUAUAUACAUGUAUUUAAAAACUUGUCUUUGCAUAAACCAACAUUUCCAUGUAAAUGGCAUGUAAUCUUUAGUUUGACAAAUAUGAUGGGAUGUCACAAUUCAGUACAUUGCUUGGCAGUAAUUUCAUUUAUCCCACAAGUUAUAUACCCAUUCUUUUUGUCAUAUUUUUGAAAAAAGCAAGACUAUAAUACUUUGGCAAAGUAUGAAUAAAAUCUGUAUUUUUGAAAAAAUCUGUAUUUUUGUUUGUUGAAAGGGUAUAUGUCACUGAGCUUGUUUUCAAGCUACAGUUUGUUCAUUGUACAUUGUUCUGACUACACUUCAAAAAUGAAAAAUUUACUGUACAUUCCUAUAUAAAAUUGAAUCAUCUGAGUUAUCUCCCAUAUGAAGCAAAUAAGCUGUCGUAAUAAGAUAAAAAUCACAUAAUUUACCUCCUUUGAAUGAAAAGUCUUUCAAAUGAAUUGCAUUUUAGCAACCAAAUCUGUGUAUUUCAUUAAAAAUCUGGAAAAAUCAUUUGCUAAAAAUUGUGAUUCAAGAUGGUGAAAUACUUUCAUACUACUUUUCAUAUUGGCAUUUACAUUGACAUCAUUAAUUAUAUGGAAAAUUAUUGCACUGAAUGAUUUAUAGCAUUUGGAAAUUAUUUUCUAUGAAAGUAUAAUGAAAAUAAUACUCUAAGAUAUGUUUUAUUAUAUUAUGUUAUAUAUCAAUAUAUUUGUUUUGUUAUGUAAUGAAUUAUUGUCAAUUGUUAACUUAUUGGUACUUUAUUUUUAUUAUACAUUGAUAUUUUAAAAAUAAAUCAUUGAUUCAGA
Molecule: messenger RNA, 3301 nt
Organism: Mytilus californianus (California mussel)
Lineage: Eukaryota; Metazoa; Mollusca; Bivalvia; Mytilida; Mytilidae
Product: putative oxidoreductase YteT
Exons: 12
Coding region: 102-1412 (436 amino acids)
Molecular function (GO): nucleotide binding
Source: RefSeq, a predicted model, not a curated record